ACUGGAAAAUUAAUAUUGAAACCUAGGCCUCAUGUUCAAUAAGGGCUGUCUUCCUUCAGUUUUUUCCACUGCCAUGGAAACCAAAAAUGACCUUUUUUAAGAUCUCCAGUGAACGCAGAAGAACUUAAAAGAAAAUUUGUAGCUGAAGUCUAACUUUCAUACCGGACCAACUUUUCCUGUAUUUGAUGUCAGUAUCUUAGAUUAUAAGAACUACAUCAGAGAGAAACCCCCUGCCAGGUUUCCACCCUACAGGUCAAUCCUGCCUCUCUGCAGCAUCCCAGUGCUGAAGUGAGAGAGUAUGCCUGUGCCAGUAUUUCCAAGCUGUUGCAGCAGAAGCACGUCAUCCCAGCCUUCCUGCAGAGGGACGUUGUGCGGUGUUUGGGGCCGCUGCUGAUGGAUCACAGCUUAGCUGUUCGGGAGACAGCUGCAGGUGCUCUCCGAAAUCUAAGUGCUUGUGGAGGAUUUGAAGUCUGUGAUGACAUGGUGACAAGUGACAUUAUGACACCCCUUGUUGCACUUCUGAAAGAGUGUAGCACUGAGCUAGAUGCUAACCAACUCUCUCCAAAGAAAUGCAGAGAGGCAAACAAAAAUUAUGUUGAAGACGUAGCCAAUGAAGCUAUUAAUUUGCUGUGGAAUAUAUGUGAAUGUAACAAUACUGCUGUGUACAUAUUCAAUAAAGAAGGGUGUCUGGAACCUGUGUUAAAUUACAUGAAGAAAUUCUCCACAAAUGUGGAUCUGGCUAUUUCAGUAGCAAACUGCUUGCAGGCAGUGACAGAAGAUAAUCCAGACCUCCUUUCUUCAUUUAAUGCUUCUGCACAAGAAGUAUUGGAGACAGUGAUGUUGUGUCCAGAGAGCACAAUGAAGCAUGUCCUUCUGAGAACACUGAUAGCAGGCACUAUUUGGAAUAUCAAGGCUACCAUUCCACCAGGCAGCCUGGGAAGCAUGGUUAAUGCAAUCCUGAAGAUUUUCUCAGAAUCAUUAGCAAUAGACGCUGGUGAAACAAUUAUUCGUAUGAAUGAAGCUGAAAAGAACAGGUUAAAACUUGCUGUGGAAGCAGAAACAGAGGAAAACAUGAGUGAUGUGGUGGACAACUGUGUUUUGAGUGAAGAUGAUAACAUGGAAGAAAUACCAAAAGGAAAACUCAGAAGGGAAAAUGAUGUUUCAGAUUUACUUCCAUCUGAUAAGUGGGAACUGAAAGAAGUGACAGCUUUACUGACGGCUCAGCAGACUGCUCUGGAAAUCAUUGUUAAUAUGUGCUGCAGUGAAGAUCCCUCUGAUGACGAGUGGGAAGAACUGUCCAGCAGUGAUGAGAGUGACUUGUUCAUUGAAAACUCAUACAAUGAGGGAGGGGGGCUGCUGAUGACACCCCUGUGCCUCUCUGAUGAGGUUCACUCAGCGUUUCUGAACAACCUCAUUCCAAAGAAGAUUCUUGAAAAAACUGCUUUUCCGAACAGUGUUGCUCUAGACAUCUGUAUGCACAAUCCGUCUUGGAAACCAUUAAUUAAAAAACUGAAUGCAGUGCAGUGCAGAGCUUUAACAUGUCUUCAUAGCAUUUUAUUAGUGUCAGAUGUGGAUUGUCUUGGAGGAGCUUCAGCACUUCAGUCCCUUGCACAGCAUCUCUCACAGUUGAUCUUUUCUAAAACAGAACUCCCUGCAGACACUGAAUUCCUGGAAGCCGUAACCAGUGCUUUGAGGGCUCUCCUACAAACAAUGGCAUCAAAGAACAUCUCCCAGUGUAUGACUCCUGAGCAGCUGUUGGCUUUAUGUGAAGCUGGUAUUCACAGCAGCAAUGCCAGUGUUCGAGUGAACGUAGUGAGCAUCCUUGGAAUUGCUGGCAGCGUCUUGGCAAAAGGACAAGAUACAGCUGAAACACUAAAGAUGAUUGGAAAAUUUCUUCUUGAAGUUGCUAUGAAGGAAUCUUCUCUUGUGGUAGCAGGGGAAGCCUUGGAUGCACUUUUUGAUGUAUUUGCAGAUGGUGAAGAAGCAGAAAAGGCGGCGGUGCAGAUCAAGUUGCUUCCAACACUGAAGGAAUUUCAGCCAGUGUUCAGAACAAGGAUGCGAAAAGAAGGCAAAGGACAAUGUAGUACAGAUCAACUGUGUGUUCUUGACAAUGUGAGGAUGAAUUUGAGAAGAUUCAUUGCAUAUCAGGAGACACUAGGGAAAACUCCAACUUGAAACAUCGAGGAACUUUUAAGGUUUCCCUUAUUGAGUAAUGUUUUUAAAAAAUAUAACCAUUUUGAACUUCUAAAAUUUACUGAGCAGAGCAGUUUUGCUUUGAUGUUAAUACUACGUUUUGUAAUGUUCAGUAUUUUUAUACACUUGGGUUGAUGCAAUAUGAAAGUCACACCAGCACAAAAAACCCCGUAGCAUACUCUGAGAUUGUUGCAGUGAUAAGAAGGUGCUCCUGCAGCCCUGAGGUCUGUGCACAGCACCACUGUUGUUCUUUAGAAAUCUUCAUGUACCCCGGCAGAAAACUAUAACUGUGUGAAAAGGUAAUUUGGAGAAUAUUCUCAGUUAUGUACCAGAUAAGGAAAAAAAAUUAAAAAGCUCAAGAUAUAUUUAAGGGAAUUGAGCAGUGGCAGAAUGUUCUUAUUUGCUGUUUGCUCUUACCUGCUCCUAGAAUUGCACAGGCAUUUAUGGCAAGCUUCCCAAGAGAAGUUUGUGACAAGUGUGUGGAUUCCUGUCAGUACUUGGUUCUGUUAUUUCAUGAGGAGAAAACUGUUUCAGAUUCAUUUAUGAUAGCUUUUUGCUGUGGAAAUCUGUGUAAGCAGGUCCUACACUUAGACACAGCUCCCUGUUUUUACUUUAUUUCAAUUGGUAUUUCUAAAAAUCAAGUCUCUUAAUUUACAUUCUUCCUUGUAAUUCUACAUCAGGAUGAAUGUGAAUUCAAGGAAGUAAUAAACCAAAUAAAAAGCAUUUUUUAUAUUGAGGUAUUACCUAAAGUAAAUUUAUAAUUGCUUAAAAUACCUUUUAGAAAUAUUUGCGAUGGAGAUUUUUAAGCUGUUAUUUUCAAAAAAUGUCACCAAUUCAUGAAGAUUGUAUGUAAACUUCCAUAUAUCAAGAACUUUGGUUUUAUUUCUUUGAAUGAGAUUCUAUCAUACAUAUUUUUCAAGAAAAAACCCAAAACACAACCAAACACAAAAGUAUUUUGUUGUGCUGGGUUUUGAAAUAGGAGGGCUUUUUUCCCUCUCUCUUAAUGCACUGUCUUAGUGCAGGCAUCUAGUUUUUGGCAAAAGUUUGCCCAUGGUGUUAACCAUGGAACUUAUAAAGACCAAAUUUACUCAGUUUGUUAGAUUUCAGUCUCUAAGAUUGGAAAGCAGACUUGGGAACUGACUGGAUGACUUGCAAAUGACUGACUUUAUGAAAUCCUGGCAUAUGGUAUUUUGUCAAAUGCAAGAGAAAGUAAAAGAUGAGUUUAAGCAGCUCUACUGCCUGGAAGUCCUGUCACUGCUGUGACUUUGCAGGAGUCGGAUGAAAUGUGUGAUGUGAUGCCUGCUAAUCAAGUGAGAGUGUGUGACUGGGAGGGCUCCAGGGUCACUGAGCAUGACCUGGAGAAAUCCAGGAGAAGUCAUGAGGAGCAUGGUCGAGAGGUUAUCCAGGGAUUUAGCAGGGCAGGCAGUGAAAAGGGCCAAAGUGUAACACCUGAGGAAAAGUGGAUUAUGGCAUAAGACUGCACAGUAUGUGGAUUUUAAUCCUUGUGUUAGUUAUACUUGCUGUACACUGAGGAUAGUAUAAUAUUAGCCUGAUGAAAGGUAUUAAUAUUUGUUUAGCCCCUAAAGGACUUUCUUGUGGGAUGUUCUACUCUUAGUUUCUGGAUGCUACAUUGAAUUGAAGGAUUAUCUAGAUUGAAAAGGAUCUCUGGAGGUCUCUUAGUGUAGUUUCUGGAGUCAGACAAGUUGUGCUGUGCCUUGAACAUCUUCCAGGAUAGAAAUCCCACAACUAUGACAGCCUUUUCCAGGGCUUGAUUGCCCUCACUUGAAAUUCUUUUUUUUCCUUUUCCCCUUUGUGCCUUGUAGGACUUUCCCGUGCUGCAAAAUGCACCUCUUGUCCUUUGCACGCCACCCUGAAGAGUCUGGCUUCAUCUCAUAACCCCCACUUGUUAGCUGAAAACAACAAUUGAAUUCCCCUCUUCUCCAGGCCAAAUACACCCAGCUCCCUUAGCCCUUCCUUGUACUAGCUGGAGUUCUGACCCUCUAACCAUAUUAAUGGCCUUCUGCUUGACCUGCUCUGCUGUGCCUUGUACUGAGGGGGGCCCAAGACUGAACACACUUCCUCAAAUGUGAUCUCAUAAGUGCUAACUAGAGGGAAGUCAUCGGUUUUCUUAACCUGCUGGCCAUGCUCCUGCCAAUAGAGCCUGUUAUUUGUUAGUUGUCAUCACUGCAAGGGUGCACUGCUGACUUCUCUUCAACUUACUGUCCUCCAGGACCCUUUGGUCCAUCUCUCCAAGCUCUUUGGUCAUUCAAUCAAAAGCCUGCUCUGUUUCAAGGGAUAACUCUGUCCCAAGUGUAGGACUUUGCAUUUUACACCAAGUGUAGCAGUCAGAAUCUGGUUCCUGGGGACUAUUGGAAAAAUAGAGUAUGUUAUUUUCUGUUUAGGGGUUUUCUUUUAGUUUAAUAAUGAGAAGAAACAUUUCAUCUUCAAAUACAAAUCUGAAAAUUGCAGA
Messenger RNA from Manacus vitellinus (golden-collared manakin), 4663 nucleotides. RefSeq names its product HEAT repeat containing 3 (gene HEATR3). NCBI's taxonomy places the organism in Eukaryota, Metazoa, Chordata, Aves, Passeriformes, Pipridae. The transcript is spliced from 16 exons. The record is from RefSeq and is a predicted model, not a curated record. The coding region runs from base 394 to 2175 and encodes 593 amino acids. Gene Ontology annotation, biological process: protein import into nucleus; ribosomal large subunit biogenesis.